Messenger RNA from Colletotrichum graminicola M1.001, 2040 nucleotides. RefSeq lists its product as uncharacterized. Gene Ontology annotation, biological process: regulation of transcription by RNA polymerase II. The record is from RefSeq and is a predicted model, not a curated record. The transcript is spliced from 2 exons. Lineage: Eukaryota; Fungi; Ascomycota; Sordariomycetes; Glomerellales; Glomerellaceae. The coding region runs from base 1 to 2040 and encodes 679 amino acids. Gene Ontology annotation, cellular component: mediator complex. Gene Ontology annotation, molecular function: transcription coregulator activity.
AUGGCCACACCGACCCAGAUGAAGCACGCGGCUUCGCAGCAGGGCCGGACCCCCUCGCAACUCACCGCAGCGACCCCUCCGGUGUCGACACCAUUCUCGGUGUCGCAAGCACAUGCAGCCUUCUCGCCCAGAGGGCCCAAGUCGUCGCCUCAGCAGUUUAAGAAAUCGCCCGCGACCUCGACCACCCUGAUGGGCCACCCUGCGAAUGGCGCCCUCAAUUUCGACAGUCCUUCUGCGGCAGCUGCCAUGGGCGCGCUUGGUAUAAGCGGUGGACUAGACAUUGGGCUGGAUCAUGUCGGCGUCGGAGGGUUCGGUGGCCUGGGAGCACUGGGCAGCGAGGACGACAAGAUCAAGAGACUGGACGGAGUCAUUGAAAUCCUCGGGAAGGCGAAAGGACGAGUCAGCGAAGCCGGGCUCGAGCGACUUACGCUCAGAACAGGUCUUACUAGUAUGUGGGAUGAGCAUAGGUCGCCCGACGGCAGAAAGACGAGGAUGUUGGUCAUUGCCGGUCAGGCUUUGACGAUUGAUAUCGAGCUGAACAACAACAUUGUGGAGAGCGUCUCGCUGGGCUUUCCGGAGUCGGGCCCCAUCGUCACGAGGCACAAAGACCGGGCCGGAAACAUCCUCCUCAAGGACCUGCAACUUCGCCCCGACCAGAGCCCGUUGACCAAGACGCUAGAAAAGUUCUCUGCAAACCUGGAGCGGCUGGCAAACCUUGACAAGCUGAGCGUCAUCCCCGGACUAGACUGCCAGGAGGCCCUGGCUGGCAUCUUUGAGAGUCUUGAGAGGCUCCAUAAGUGGGAACUGUCGAAGCUGCGGGAGGACCCUGCCCUGAGCGGCAAGCCAGACCGGUUUCUCGAGAUAACUGUCAUGUGCACCAAGAGCGGUCGACCCAUGAUGCACACGAGAGACAUGGUGGGACUCAGCAUCGAGUAUUGGACCGAGAGACGCCAUGUCAUUCCCAGAACGCCAGAAACGGCGCGCUACUGCGAGAAAAUGGAGAAAGUAUGGUCGAUUCUCAUAGGUUGCAAGGCGAUCGAUGGUAACAUGUUCCCUCCAGUCCGGGUAACAGAGAACUGGAUUUCCCAAAAGGUGGAAAAGGACGAGCCUGGACCUGAAGACAUUCUCGUUGCAGCUUCUGGACCGGCCCUCGACUGGCUGGAACCGGAGCCCACGACGCUACCCCAGACCGACGACAACAAGGAACCGGGUAUCGACGUGGUGCAGCCAGAUGGCACGACGCACAAAUAUCCAAAUGUCAAGUUUGUAGCCACGCUCACCCCUUCGGUGAUCGUGCCACAAUCAGUAUGGAACACGCUGCAUACCCUCACAGGGGCGCAGGCGCAGCCUAUGCCUCUGCCCACCUACACGUUCGACAGUAUCUCGUUCCCAAUACCCGAGGGUAUCAACCACGAUGCGAGCGAGCUCCGCGUCAUCUCCUGCAAGAGAAGGGUCCAGGUCCCCGGCGACGGCGACACCGUACCGUGGCGGAAGCACAAGAACACGCUACUUAUCUACAAGCCCGUGUAUGGCCAAACCGUGACGGACCUCUCCUUCUCGCACCCGCGGCAGCUGGUGGCAAUGCUCCCCAUCCUUCGCCAGUAUGCCUUUAUAUCAACCUUGCUGGAGAGAAGCUUCGGCUCCAAAAUCACCGGCGAGGCCGUACCGGAGGUGGACGAUUCCAUCGUCAUUAGUGAUACCACCACGACGCAGGCCGAGUACGACAGGUUCAUGUCCCAGACCUAUGAUGCCGACGAGCAGGAGCUUACGCUUGACGUGGUGCUGACUGUCCAUCCAUCGGCCGGCCUCCACGUCGUUUUCCCCUUCCGAAACGCCACAGCCAACAUCGACCUGCAGAUACAGCAAAACGGGGUGGUUCACGUGGUGUCACAAAACGUUGUUCCGGCCAACGGCGAAGACGUGGCAGAGACGGACAAGGGCAAACAUAGGCAACUUACCCCGCAGGACCUAGGCAGAUUGCUUGAGGUGAUGGAAGAUCUUUGCUCCUGGGCGGAAUGGAUCCGGAAGAACCUAUCUUAA